Microthlaspi erraticum is the source of this 228-nucleotide messenger RNA. The record is from the annotation of a GenBank genome assembly. NCBI's taxonomy places the organism in Eukaryota, Viridiplantae, Streptophyta, Magnoliopsida, Brassicales, Brassicaceae.
AUGAUCAUCCGCGCCAAUGGAGAGAUUGAGUCCGAGGAGGAUCCAGACCGGAGAAACCAGAGAAAGAAGAAGAACCUGAGGAGUAUGAAGCCGUGCCUGUCCAAGGCAAACUUCUGCUUGAUUAUCGAUGGAGGAAGCUGUACCAAUGUGGCGAGUGAAACUAUGGUUGAGAAAAGUUGGGCUCAUCAAGAAGCAUCCACGGCCUUAUCAAGCUUAACUGGUGAAUGA